Messenger RNA from Anolis sagrei ordinatus, 1543 nucleotides. RefSeq names its product Pim-2 proto-oncogene, serine/threonine kinase (gene PIM2). Gene Ontology annotation, biological process: negative regulation of apoptotic process; regulation of mitotic cell cycle; protein autophosphorylation. Gene Ontology annotation, molecular function: protein serine/threonine kinase activity; ATP binding. Gene Ontology annotation, cellular component: cytoplasm. The record is from RefSeq and is a predicted model, not a curated record. NCBI's taxonomy places the organism in Eukaryota, Metazoa, Chordata, Lepidosauria, Squamata, Anolidae.
UUGGUUUCGGGCAGUAGGGCUCGAGGUUAGAGUCGAGGCGAGUUGCUUUCUGGACUUAUACCGCGAUGAUACCGCUCGGGCGGGAGUAACCCGGCUUUUGAGGACGUUUCGCGGAUAAGUUGCCUUUUGGAAGAUGGUCCCCGAAAGGAACGAAGUGACUUGGAGUCCAACAGGGAAAGACAAAGAAUCCUUUGAGGCUCUGUACAAGAGAGGGACUCUGCUGGGCAAAGGUGGCUUUGGGACAGUCUACGCUGGACACAGGAUCGCUGAUGGACUUCAGGUUGCGAUCAAACAUGUUGCCAGGAACAAGGUCUCAGAGUGGGCAAAGCUGCCUAACGGGAUGGUGGCACCUAUGGAGGUGGCGCUGAUGAAGCUUGUGUGCUCGGGAGCCGGGCACCGUGGCGUGAUUCGGCUCUUGGACUGGUAUGAGGCUCCUGAAGGUUUCUUCCUGGUGCUGGAGAGGCCCGAGCAUUGCCAGGACCUCUUUGACUACGUGACUGAGCAAGGGCCCCUCCCUGAGAAGCUAUGCCGGCAGUUUUUCCGCCAGGUGGUGGAAGCGGUCUGCCACUGCCAUGCCCAGGGGGUGGUCCAUCGGGACAUCAAGGACGAGAACAUCCUGGUGGACUUGCGCACCGGCAACAUCAAGCUGAUCGACUUUGGUUCUGGAGCCAUCCUGAGGGAUUCUGUCUACACAGACUUUGAUGGAACACGUGUGUACAGUCCUCCUGAGUGGGUGGAAACCCAGCAGUACCAUGCUCUUCCGGCCACGGUCUGGUCCCUGGGCAUCCUCCUCUAUGAUAUGGUGUGUGGCGACAUCCCCUUUGAAAGGGAUGAGGACAUUCUGGCUGCCAGUGUGGAGUUCCGCACCCCGGUCUCUACUGACUGCCAAGAUCUCAUCCGAUGGUGCUUGGCCCUGGAGCCUUCCACGCGUCCCACACUGGAGCAGGUGCUCUUGCACAAGUGGCUAAAACUGGACCCCCUUCUUCAAACCGAAGAACUGAAGACGUCUACAUCUCUCAGGGCCACACUUUGCAACAGAAACAAUGGAGAGACCUAACUCUUCUUUUCUUGCCUUCUCCCCCCCAUGGGACGGAUCGGUGCUAAUGGGACUGUUGCUCACUGAACCUCAGGCAGACAAACUUGGUUACAGGCCGAGAAAAAACGUUAACCUGGUUCUACAGGUUUUUAAAACAAACUGAAUGAAUUAAUGAGGGAAACAGGGCUGUGGAAAGGAAUUGUAAUAUUCCAACUCAGAAGUCUUGCUCUCAGCAGCCCAAAUGAUGUUUGACCAGACAUCUCCAUAAAUGUAAAUACUUGUGUAUUGUUAUUCCCCUAACCUAUGGGGAGAAAUGGACUUCAGGCAUGGUUUUCUACUGGCCCUCAAUAAUUAUUUUCAUUCCCUCUGGGACUUACCAGAGUCUUAUAUGUGUGUGUUUAUGUAUUUUUGGGUGUGUGUGUGUCCUUUUAUUUUAUUUUUUAAGGAAACAUUUGCGCAAACAAGUUUUGUCCAACAGUGAAAUCUAUUUAAUAAAUUUAAAAAUCA